Messenger RNA from Chrysochloris asiatica (Cape golden mole), 249 nucleotides. RefSeq names its product germinal center-associated, signaling and motility-like (gene GCSAML). The record is from RefSeq and is a predicted model, not a curated record. Gene Ontology annotation, biological process: regulation of lymphocyte migration; regulation of B cell receptor signaling pathway. The transcript has 2 exons. NCBI's taxonomy places the organism in Eukaryota, Metazoa, Chordata, Mammalia, Afrosoricida, Chrysochloridae. The coding region runs from base 1 to 249 and encodes 82 amino acids.
AUGACGGAAAAUGGAGAUGAAAAUGGUUCAGAAGAAGUUUGCUACACUAUCAUUAAUCAUAACUGCUAUCGAAGAUCCUCUCUGAGCUCCACUGAUGAUGGUUAUGAGAACAUUGAUUCCAACACGAAGAGAAUGAUACUAUUUAGAGAUGGGUCAGAAACAGAAUAUGCCCUUCUCAGGACAACUUGUGUUGUCAGACCUUCUUCCAGCACCCAUGAGCAUGAUUAUGAACUUGUGCUGCCUAACUAG